Messenger RNA from Caenorhabditis elegans, 1360 nucleotides. It is a transcript of the gene gid-8, whose product is annotated as CTLH domain-containing protein. Bases 24 to 1217 code for a protein of 397 amino acids. The record is from RefSeq and is marked reviewed. Lineage: Eukaryota; Metazoa; Nematoda; Chromadorea; Rhabditida; Rhabditidae. The transcript has 4 exons.
GAAUCAACCCCCACUGCUCUAAUAUGGAACAUCGUGACGACGACUUUGAAUUUGGACAUCAAUUUGGCGGGGACGAGGAGGAGGAGGAAGAGGAAGAAGCGAUUGAUGUGGAUAGUCCAGAUGAGUUGGAUGUUGACGCCGAACCUGAUGACGACUCUGAUAUGGAAGUCUAUCAUAUGGAGACGAAUGGAGCCGCCAAUGGAAAUGGAAGACAGGUCAUUGGAGAAACGGGUGAUGAAGAGGAAGAUGAUGACUAUGAUGAAGAAGACGCAAUGACUUGGGAUUCGAUGUCAACAAUCAGUGAAGUUGAGGUGGAAAAGGAUGAUGACGAAUGGUAUCCAUUGAUGAAGAGAGAUAACGUGUUUCCGAACUUUGCAUUACCAACUACCACACGCGCUGCUUUCCGCAUCGGCCCACAGCCGAUCGCAUCCGCCGAUCCUUCAUCAACUCCUGGCUCAUCAGAACACCAUUCAGACACUGAAGACGUCGAAUUCAAUGACUACAAAGAAGUGAUGCGUCCAGAUCCGACACGUGAAGAACUCCAACAACUCGUGAUUGAUCAUUUUCUCCACCAUGGAUACUCGGAAGUUAUAGAGACUUUCAGCAAAGAGGUGAAUAUUGUGGUUCCCAAGAAAGAUAUCGAUAAUAUGAACGCGAGAAAUGAAGUUCGCCGCUUGAUUUGUGUUGGCGAAAUGGAGAGUGCUAUUGAAAAAAUGACGACGCUUUGCCCGACUAUAUUGGAGGAUGAUGAGAUCAACUUUAUUGUUCGCAAGCAGCAUCUCAUUGAAAUGGUCCGACAAAAGCUGACGAAAGAGCCCGUCGAAUAUUUUAGAGCUCAUUUAAUGAAGAACGGGCAGCGUCCUUGUGACGAGAAAAUGGAUAUCAUCGAGAGAAUAUUCACUAUGCUGGUAUUCAAUUUGGAGGAUGAUGUCGAGUUCAACGUGUAUUUCCAGCAAUCCGAACGAGAACAGACGGCCAAGGAGGUGAACAGUGCUCUGCUCGCGAUGAAUGGAAAGUUGAAGUCGUCCCGCCUCGAUCUUCUCGCCAAGACCAUCGCUUUUACGGGAUGUUCGCAGAUGCGCUCCUCAUCGCCAAGUAGAAAACAUGCAACCAUUGCUGAAUUUUCGGAGGAACAUUAUUCCAAGCCGUAUGGAUUAGCCGCCGAAACAAGUUCUGCCUUUCGCGGUGAAGUCGACCUAACCCAGGACAUGCGUUGAACGGAAUUUGUACAUUUUUUCAAAAACAAUAAUCUGAUUCUAUUCGUAAUUUUCUAAUUUUCUCUUGAAAUAUAAUUUUCUUAUUAUGAUUUAUUCACAUUCUCAUUUCAAUUCUAAACUAAAUAAAAAUUGUUCAGUUUUUU